This is a messenger RNA of Crotalus tigris (Tiger rattlesnake), 1308 nucleotides long. Its product is annotated as olfactory receptor 6X1-like. Gene Ontology annotation, cellular component: membrane. NCBI's taxonomy places the organism in Eukaryota, Metazoa, Chordata, Lepidosauria, Squamata, Viperidae. Gene Ontology annotation, molecular function: G protein-coupled receptor activity; olfactory receptor activity. The record is from RefSeq and is a predicted model, not a curated record. The transcript is spliced from 3 exons. The coding region runs from base 210 to 1139 and encodes 309 amino acids. Gene Ontology annotation, biological process: G protein-coupled receptor signaling pathway.
GUUAAUAUAGUUUCCAGAAUAUAUUCUGUGGUGGCUAAGAAGGUUAAUUCUUCCUACGAGAUAAGAGGUAUGAACUUAAGAAGUGAAAGAUGGCAACCUUCUCCCAUAAUUGUGCAUGAAACUUCUUUCUACUCAUGCAAUAGAAGAAAAGUUACUUCCUGGUCAAGUGAUGACUUCACAAAAGCUGUUCUUGUGAAGGAAAGAAGAAAAUGGCCAAUGCAACAUUGGUUGAAGAGUUCAUUCUUGUGGGAUUUCCACAAUUACGUGAGCUGAAAAUGGUGUUUUGUACCGUAGGUCUACUGAUGUACCUUCUAUCACUUCUAGGGCAUAGCUUAAUCAUCUUUGUUGUUAUCAUGGAACCCAUGCUCCAUACACCAAUGUAUUUCUUCCUCCUCAAUUUCUCCCUUGCUGAGAUCUGUUCCACAUCAGCCGAAGUCCCCAAAAUGUUGACCAAUAUCAUCUUGGGUAAAAAUACCAUCUGUUUUUUUUGCUGCAUGGUACAAUUUUUCACAGUCUUUGCCAUGGGAGGGGUUGAAUUCCUCAUGCUCUCCAUCAUGUCCUUUGAUCGCUACAUGGCCAUUUGUAAGCCUUUAUUGUAUAAAACAAUCAUGACCAAUCAAUUCAUCCUUCAGUUAGCUUUGGUGGCUUGGAUCGGUGGUUUCCUGAUCAUCUUUUCUCAAACAGUAGUGAUAUGGACAUUUCCUUAUUGUAGGGAUAAUAUCAUUGACCACUUCUUUUGUGAUGUUGGACCUGUUCUGAAAUUGGCCUGUGCUGAUACAACUCUGAUAGAGCUAAUUGGUCUCGUCUACGGUGCCACUUUCAUGUGGGGGUCCCUUGGUUUUUCCCUGAUAUCAUACAUGCACAUUGUAGCUGCUAUCAUUCGGAUUUCCUCUGCCACUGGACGCUCCAAAGCCUUUUUCACCUGUGCAUCACACCUGACCGUUCUAAUCAUCUUCUACACAGCAGACAUGAUUAUGUACUUGCGUCCUUCUACACAUGGUGAUCCUCAACUCAAUAAAGUCAUAUCUCUUGUACGCACAAGCUUUGUACCCAUGUUAAAUCCGUUCAUUUACACAAUCCGGAACAGUGAAUUUAAGAUAGCUCUUGACAAAACAGUGAGACGGAUGGUGGUUCUCUAGGACUUAGGAAUUUUUUUUAUUUUAUUUUUUAAAGGAAACUAAAAAAAAGUGAUUUGUUAUGGUUUUAUACAAUUAUUAGCACUAAUUAAUUAAGUAGCAAUACAAUUAUUAGGUUGUAUAUGACAUACAUUUGGUUUACUGCAAACACAUUCUUGUUCUGAAAUUUAAA